UGAUUUAUCGCAGUAAAACCCAAUAUAAAAAGAAUAUAACAACAAUCAGCUGUUUUGUUUACAUUUUAUUAUUUUGUGAAAAGAGAAGAAGUGGCUGGAGAAUGAAAUAUUGAGAAUUUCGUGUAAUAAAACUUAAUCAGGAUACAGUUAAGAUAACUGUUAAAGUAUGAAAUACUGAAUUAAAACCUUAUUCGAAGACGAAUUUGAAAGAAUUAAAAUUUUCAGAAAUGUUCUUAACUCAGUAAGAUUCACAAAUAUAUUAAACGACUUUUAGGAUAUGACUAAGAGAACAUUAGAAAUGUCAAAUAAAAUAUAAAAAAGUAAACAGUAACAGUUCAAUGAUCAAUAUUAGCAACUAGCUGUUUUGUUUAAAUUAUUUUAUGGUUUUGUGAAAAAGAAGAGUGUUGACGGAUAAGUACAAUAAUUGAGAAUUUCAUGCAGUAAAAGUUUAUUAGUAUUUACGUCCUCCAGAUCCACUUAUGCCAGAUUUAAGAAAUCUCUUUCCAAGGAAUGAAAGAUACUUUCAAACAAGUGUCUGGUACUGCUGGCUUUGUCAGUUUAUUCGAUCUUUAACUUUCUUCUUGAUGGGAUUUAUUGGUUACAUGGUGAACGUUGUUUUUGGAAUCAUGCUCGUGUCAGGUGAAGAUAAAAUAACUGAGGGUUUGUUAUAUCCCCGAGAAUCAGAAACAAGAGAAGUUCGAUCUCUUGAUGGUGUGUGGAGUUUUGCAAAGUCAGACACCAAACAACCAAGUGAAGGUUUGAGAGAGAAAUGGUUCUUGAAAGAUCUUGCAGACUCAACGAACGUCAUUCAUAUGCCCGUUCCUUCAAGUUACAAUGACAUUGUAGAAGACGCGGCUGUACGCGAUCAUGUUGGAACGGUUUGGUAUGAAAGAAAAUUUUUUGUGCCAAAAUCAUGGCAAACACAACGUGUUUGGUUGAGAUUCGGAAGUGUUCAUUAUGAAGCUUAUGUUUGGAUCAAUGGAAAUUUAGUUGCACGUCAUUCAAUCGGUCAUCUUCCUUUUGAAACGGAGAUAACAAGUCAUAUAAAUUAUGCAAAAGAAAAUCGAGUCACAGUUUUAUGUGACAAUGUUCUACUUCAGACGACAAUUCCUCAAGGGAAGAUUGUUGAACAAGAUAGUGACAAUGGGCGAAUACCAAUCCAACAAUACACUUUUGAUUUCUUCAAUUACGCUGGCAUUCAUCGAUCAGUUCAUCUCUACACAACGCCCAACACUUUUAUUAAGGAAAUUAUUUUAGAUACUGAUGUUGACAGUGAAGGAAAUGGAAUUGUAGGAUUUAGGAUAAUUGCAAACAACAAUGACACAACAAAUUAUGCCAAAGUUAUGAUUUAUGAUAGAGAAAGGAAUAUUGUUGAUACACAAGCUGUAGAUGGAAGUUUGACUGGAACAGCCACGAUUAGAAAUGUCAAGAAAUGGUGGCCUUAUCUUAUGAGUUCAGAUCCCGCAUAUUUAUACACAAUCGAAGUGAAACUUUCAACACGUGCUGAAGAAAAUGUUGAUGUUUAUCGAAUGAAAUUUGGCGUUCGUACACUUAAGUGGACAAACACAUCAUUCUUGAUUAAUGAUAAGCCAAUUUAUUUUAGAGGAUUUGGACGACAUGAAGAUUCCGAUAUUCGAGGCAAAGGAUUAGAUUUCGCUUUGUUGACGAAGGACUUCAAUUUAUUGCGUUGGAUUGGCGCAAAUGCAUACAGAACUAGUCAUUAUCCUUAUUCAGAAGAAUCAAUGCAAUUUGCUGAUGAACAUGGAAUUAUGAUUGUUGAUGAAUGUCCAUCAGUUGAUACAGACAACUACAGUAAUGAACUGCUGUUGAAUCACAAAUUCAGCUUGGAACAAUUGAUUCAUCGAGAUAGAAAUCAUCCAAGUGUUGUGAUGUGGUCGAUUGCAAAUGAGCCCAGAACACAAAAGACAAAUGCUGAUCAAUAUUUUGCAGAAGUCGCAAGAUACACGAAACUUUUAGAUCCAUCUCGACCCAUCACAGCUGCUAUCGCUGUACAUAUGAAUUCAGAUGAACUCGCAAAGUAUUUGGAUAUCAUAAGUUUCAACCGAUAUAAUGCAUGGUACACAAAUACGGGACGUUUAGACAUGGUUACGAAUAAUGUUGUUAAUGAGGCAACGGGAUGGCAUGAAAAACACAACAAACCCGUUCUUAUGAGUGAAUAUGGUGCAGACACUGUGGAAGGUCUUCACAUGUUGCCAGCUUACGUAUGGUCUGAGGAAUUUCAAUCGCAACAAUUUUCAAAGCAUUUUGAGGCAUUUGAUCGAUUGAGAAGCAGCGGGUUUUUCAUUGGAGAAUUUGUUUGGAAUUUUGCUGAUUUUAAAACUGCACAGACAUAUACACGAGUGGGUGGCAAUAAAAAAGGAGUUUUCACCCGAAACCGACAGCCAAAAGCUUCAGCACAUUUAUUACGUAAAAGAUAUUUUGAACUCGCAUCUGAACUUGAUAAUUAUCAUACAUUGCCUACAAAUCUUUACGAGUAUACCAGUCAGAAUCAGAAGCAACUCGAUAGAAAUGAACUUUAAGUAUUUCAUUUCAUUUUAAAUUUGUGAAACUUUUUCUACAUAUGAUACGACUCUAAUCAAGAUUUAAUAAAAAAAAGCUUUCGAGAGAUUUUGGAUUAAAAUGUUUCGCCUAA
Clunio marinus is the source of this 2653-nucleotide messenger RNA. NCBI's taxonomy places the organism in Eukaryota, Metazoa, Arthropoda, Insecta, Diptera, Chironomidae. The record is from the annotation of a GenBank genome assembly.